AUGUCGUUGGUGGCUUGUCAGACAGAAGAGAUGAGAGUCGGGUGUGAGGCAGGCUUCUCGUCGGGGGUUGGCCCACACACCAGAGACGGGACAAACGCCAGGCAAUAUCGCCACAGCGAUUCAUUCCCGAGAGCCGCGCACGGCUCGCUUUACCCCAAGCCGUCUGCUGGUGCCACACACUCUAUCUACAUUCGAGGCAAUGCUCUCCCCGCCGGGCACGGUAAGAGCGAGUCCUCUGCGGAGCAGCGUAUAUAUUCUCGCGCCAAAUCGGAAGCCGUCAUGACCAUCAAACCGUCAAGGAGCCAUGGAACACAUCGCACGAGGUCGUCGUCCUCCGCCGAGCUCUCCCACUUCACAUCAAAACAAGCAUGUCGUCCGUUCCUAACGACCCGAGUCACACUCCCGACGAUCGCCCCCGCGAUCUUGCACACGCCACAAGAUGAAUUGGAAUUGCUAGGCUCGUUCACACCCACCAGCCCAUCCCGUCAAUCUCUGCGCUCACUUCUACAUUCGAGAUCGUCUUCGUGGGCAUUUUUCGAGGGCAUCGGAGAGGAGGAUGACGAUGGUUUACAUCACUUUUCCCCAAGUCAAAAUGGUUCCUCGGAAAAUUCACCUGAGACGUCGCCACAUCUCCCUUCAUUUACCAUCCCGUCUAUAUGCCGCACGCCACCUUCUUAUGCCGGUUCCGAAUACUUCCCUACUGCUCCCUCCUCCGCCGGUCCGCCCACACCGGUGGGAGAUCUGUCGUCCUCGCCCCAUGUGCGGCCGAAGGCUUUGCGUCCGUCUCUCGAGUCGCUGGAGGAUACCUCCAAGUUCUGCGUGCAAGCACAUUGCGCUGCUUGCAAAAGGGUCGGGUCCAACUUCCCAUGUUGCCCAAGAUGCGGAGAGAUGUGGUGUUCGCGCGAGUGUAGGUUGCAAGGCAGUAGUGGAAAAAGACAUGUUUGCCGGAAGUGA
Laetiporus sulphureus 93-53 is the source of this 954-nucleotide messenger RNA. RefSeq lists its product as uncharacterized. The record is from RefSeq and is a predicted model, not a curated record. Bases 1 to 954 code for a protein of 317 amino acids. The transcript is spliced from 3 exons. NCBI's taxonomy places the organism in Eukaryota, Fungi, Basidiomycota, Agaricomycetes, Polyporales, Laetiporaceae.